This is a messenger RNA of Ichthyophthirius multifiliis, 888 nucleotides long. RefSeq names its product protein kinase domain protein. Gene Ontology annotation, cellular component: cytoplasm; autophagosome. Gene Ontology annotation, molecular function: ATP binding; protein serine/threonine kinase activity. The transcript has 5 exons. Lineage: Eukaryota; Ciliophora; Oligohymenophorea; Hymenostomatida. The record is from RefSeq and is a predicted model, not a curated record. Gene Ontology annotation, biological process: autophagosome organization; peptidyl-serine phosphorylation; protein autophosphorylation.
AUGCAAUAAUAAAAAGCUAUAGAAAAUUAUAUUCUUUAAGAAAUAAUAUAUCAAGGUAGUCAAAGUACAGUUUACAAGGGAUAUAAUUUAUUAAAAAACGAUCUUGUAGUAAUAAAAGAAAUUUCUCGUUAAUUAAUUUUAGAAUAUGAUAAUUUAGACGAAUGUAUAAAGAACGAAAUAGAAGUUUUAACAAACAUAAGUAACCCUUACAUAGUGGAAUUUAUAGAAAUGCUAAAAACUGAUAAUAAUAUUUAUUUCAUUUAUGAAUAUUCAGAUUUCGGAUUUUGCAAAAGACUUGAUAGAUUAAGUGAUAGGACUGAUACUUUAGUAGGGACACCGAAUUAUACAGCACCUGAAAUUUUACUUGGGAAAUAAUAUUCAAUGAAAGUUGAUAUAUGGUCUUUAGGUUGUGUAUUGUAUGUUAUGUUAUUUGGAAAGAAAUUAUAUGAUGAUGGUGAUAUUGCCAAAUUAAUUAAAAUAUAAGAAAUUUAAAAUAUUUAAAUCCCUUCUGAUAUAUAUGUUAGUGAAUAGACAAUAAAUCUUUUAAAAAGAAUGGUUGAAAAAGAUGAAAAUAAAAGAAUUGGAUGGUAAGAUUUAUUCGAUUUAAUACUUACUAAAGAAGAUAUAGAAAAACUAAAUUAACAUUAACUUAAAUAUAGCAUUGAUGAAAUUAUGAGUCCUGAAAAAAAUAGUAUUGUUUAAAAUUUAAAUAUAUAAACAAUAAGUGGUUUAAAAGGGCUUAAUUUUGAUAUUUAUGAAUUCAAAAAUACAUUUAUUUAUGAAUCAUUUAGUUCAUUAAUAGUAAAAGAAUAUAACCAUUCAAAAAGGUUAGUGUAAACAAUGAAAGAAGAUUUUUAAAAUGAAGUUUAAAAAAAUAAUAUAUAAUGA